Alnus glutinosa is the source of this 1957-nucleotide messenger RNA. Its product is annotated as F-box/LRR-repeat protein At3g59190-like. The transcript has 4 exons. NCBI's taxonomy places the organism in Eukaryota, Viridiplantae, Streptophyta, Magnoliopsida, Fagales, Betulaceae. The record is from RefSeq and is a predicted model, not a curated record. The coding region runs from base 292 to 1731 and encodes 479 amino acids. Gene Ontology annotation, molecular function: protein binding.
UCUCAACCUCUUAUGUCUGAAACCUCAAUCAAUCUCAGCCGUUCUUAUACCUAAUAGCGAAAACUCCAAAACUCAUCGUCUCCUCCGCUUCGCCGCUGGCUCUUCCCCUGCCCAAGAACCAGAGACGCCUUCCAUCACACAAAAGCGGACCUAUAAAACACGUUCCCUCCUCCAAAUCUUUUCACUUUGUGGUUCUCUUUCGCUGCCCUCCAACGCAAACACCAAUCCAUCUAUGAGAAACGCCGUCGUUUAGUUCCCGCCAGUGGCACAAGCGGGGAACCCAUCUGAGUUAUGGAGACAACUUCCGUUAUUUCAAAACCCAAAAAGAAGCAGAAACUGAAUGAAGAAGAAAACAUUGAUGGGAACAACAAAUGCUUAGUUAAUUUACCUGAGGAGAUUCUUCUUCACAUCCUUUCCUUUCUUAAAACAAAAGAUGCUGUUAGGACAAGCGUACUUUGCAAAAGGUGGGAAUACUUAUGGGCUUCAAUUCCCAACCUAGAUUUUAACCAGUUACAUUCAUCGCCUGCUAAGAGAAAGCGUAAGAGAACGCUUUUUAUGAAAUUUGUGGAGAGGGCGCUUAGUCUUCGUGACUCCUCUUUUAUAGAACGAUUCACUCUCCGUUGUGAUGUGCUAAGUGAUGUAUCUUGUGUUAAUAUGUGGAUCUCUGCAGCAAUUAGCCAUAAUGUUCAAGAGUUGUAUAUUGAGCUUGAGAACUUCGAAGGAGAUUUUUCACUGCCUCAUUGCUUGUUUACUUCUAAGACACUGACAAGCUUGGGCCUUUAUAUGUGCUGUAUCCUCAAGCUUCCUACUACAAUUUGUUUCUCAAAUCUCAAAUUCUUGCGUAUUGGAAAAGUAACAUUUUCAGAUGAGUACUUAACCCAGCAGUUUUUCUCUGGUCUGCCCGUCCUAGAGGAGUUGGAAUUAAACGGUUGCAGCUGGGUUGGUCUCAAGGUUGUGCGUAUUUCUGCUCCCAAGCUUCAUUCUAUGAGCAUAUUUGAAUUUGAGAGUUAUGAGGAUGGUGGUUGUCAGGUUAUGAUUUUUGGAGUUAGUCUCAAAAAAUUUCAUUACUCUGGUCUUCUUUCAAGCGAAUAUUGCUUAUAUGAGUCACUCUCACUGGAAAAGGCAUGUAUUUAUCUUGAAACUAAGAAUACAUCAGAACAAAUUGCUCAUCGCGUGUAUAAGCUUCUUUCAGGGCUCUCCAACAUAGAAGUUCUAGGACUUUCCUCUAAGGCGGUUAAGGUUCUAAUAUAUGCAGCAGAACUCCUAUCUCAUAUACCUAUGUUCAAUAAUCUAGUGGAUUUGAAGCUCACUGUCAAUGAAAUGUCAAUGGAUCUUGACCAUGAAGCACUGCUGGAGAUAUUGCAAAGAUCUCCUUGUCUUGAGAAUCUGGAAUUUUGGACGGGCGGCCUAACGGCAAAUUGUGAGGAAGAUGAUAGGAUAUUGGAUCCAGUUCCUCCAUGUUUCUUGUCCCAUCUCAAGCGGAUUAAAGUCAAUUGUUAUGAUGGAGAUGAGAAUAAGCUUUCUGCCAUAAAAAUUUUGCUAAAGAAGGCAGUUGUCUUGGAGAAAAUAGUUAUAUUUAUCUCGGUGUAUCCUGCACAGAAGUUCGAUAAUCUUGUGAAGUUUUGUAAGCAAUUGAUUGAGCUCCCUAGAGGAUCACAAAAUUGUAAAAUUGUUUUGAAAUGGUAUGAUUGUUCUGGAGAAAUGUCAAAAAAAUGUAGAAUCGUUUUGUAAUGAACUUUUUCUUGAGCUCUUGCUCUAGAAAAUAGCCAUGAAAUUCCUGUUUUUUUUUUUUUGGAAAUGUAAAGUAUGGCUUGCUGGCCUUCUACCUUACCUAGGUAACUUGUUAUGGAAUGUUGUGUGUGCGAAUUUGGUUUGUGCUAAUUCCAUGAUAAUUAGUUUUAAUUCUCUGAAUCUAUAAGCUUAUACUCAAUUUUAUGUGACCAGUAUUUGCCUUUUA